Beauveria bassiana ARSEF 2860 is the source of this 822-nucleotide messenger RNA. RefSeq lists its product as uncharacterized. Lineage: Eukaryota; Fungi; Ascomycota; Sordariomycetes; Hypocreales; Cordycipitaceae. The record is from RefSeq and is a predicted model, not a curated record. The transcript is spliced from 2 exons. The coding region runs from base 1 to 822 and encodes 273 amino acids.
AUGGGUCGAUCAUAUUCAGCAGCCUCAUCGCCCCCAGUCUCUGGCACCAGACUGGGUGCAUGGCCGCAAGCUCGAGUGGCCACGCACCAUUACGCGUCGAGCGACACCACACUCGCCGAAAGUACUCCUCCGAGCCCGCGCAAUCAGCCGCCGCCCUACCGAGAUGAAGCCAUGACUACGCCGCCCUACUAUCAGGACGACGUUCUUGGGCGGGGAAAAAAGCAUGGAGAGCUACCCAAGAAAACGCUCGUCAUACGACUCUGUACAUCUAUUUUCAUUGCCUUUCUCGUCUGCCUCAUUGUCGCCGCCGUAGUUGGCCGGAUACAUGACACGCAGCUGGGAAAGAAGCAAGACGCGCAGGAAUCUGCCGCACAGGGCAGCGCUAAUGGUAUACGAUACACGAUGAUGGUAGAGGGAGCGAGUUCCCGGAGCACGCCUACGGCCACUACGACAACUUUUGCUGCAGACCAUGCAGCACCAGCUCAUCACAGAAUCGCGAGGCCAACCGGUACAACUAUUUCGACCUAUAGCUGCCCAUAUGUGACAACUUCUGCUACUCGCGUACCACAAAAGUCAAAAGAUACAGCUGCUAGCGAGUCUAUAUGUGGCUUGACGGCACCUGUCCGGAAGGCACAAGAUGGCACAGAAGAAGAGAGCGUCAUGGCUGUAUCAGUAUAUCCUUUGAGAGAUUGCGUCAUUGUCAGAACUUCUUACAAAGUUUCGAGCAGCAGAUUGAGUUAUCGCUGCACACUGUCCUGCAGUGAGGAUGGCGGGCCGGGCAUUGACGGACUGGAAGACGGAUGGAAAUGGCGCUGCGGUUGA